AUGGUCAAUCCCGGUGUCAAGUUGAGAUCUUUCGGCGCCAUGCCUAUCCUCCUCGUCGUCGCGUUCCUGCUCAAUGUCGCGCCAACCGAAGCCUUCUUCCGUCACUUGUGCUUUGGCGAACUUGGCAAUGGACGCGUCGAUCCGAUCAUGGCUCCAGGUCAACCGUCGCAGCAUCUUCAUGUUAGCUUCGGCGCAUCUAACUUCGGCCUUGAUCCUACCCUCGACGACUUGUUGGUUUCCAACUGUACCAGUUGUUCCAUCACUCAGGAUCACUCCGUCUACUGGGCCCCGCGCAUGUACUUUGAGCACUCCAAUGGCACUUUCGAAAUGGUUCCUACCACUGGCGGCAUGACUGUCUACUAUUUUACCGAGAGCGGAGAAAACAAUGUCUCGUCGACUGCCUUUCCUCAGAACUUCCGCAUGAUCGCAGGUAACUCACUCAAGCGUGCUUACUAUGGUCUGGAUCCCUACCCUCCCAUGGCGGCCUGGAAACCCAGCGAUAUGACUCAGCAGGCUCUCAUGGAGAAAGCGCUCGGCUUCAACUGCAUGCAUUACGAUAAUGGGAUACCAAAUGAAGGUUCGCUGGAGCACCAUGGAAUGCGCGACAAGAGCUUUAUCGACGCCACCUGUGAAGAUGGUAUACGCGCGGAAUUGAUGUUUCCAUCAUGCUGGAACGGCAAGGACCUGGACAGUGACAACCACACCACCCAUGUUGCGUAUCCGAGUGAGAUCAAGUAUGGACUUUGCCCUGAAGGAUUUCCUGUCAAACUGCCGAUCUUGUUCUACGAGACCAUCUACCAGACCCAGCGCUUUGCUGGUAUGGACGGGCAGUUUGUGUUUUCAAACGGCGAUCCUACUGGCUAUGGCUAUCAUGGAGAUUUUCUUUGUGGAUGGGAAGAGGGUGUAUUGCAGAGCGCAAUCGACAGUACAGUCUGCACAAGCGUGAACAGCACCGGUCUCCAGGAAGAUUGCCCGAUUUUCUCCCUGCAGGACAGCGCAGCUGCGACACAGUGCAAGAUGGAGGUUCCAGAGGCUCUUCAGCAGGAACAGAUCGACCUUGUUCAGGAUUUGCCAGGCAACAUCAAAGUCCAGGCCGGACCGGAGCCAGCCAUGAUGCCAGGAGCUGCACCACACUCAGCGGCACCAUCAGAGCCUGCCAACGCGACUGCGCCAAGUGCGGCAGCAGAGCCAACUCUUCCACCAGUCACUGCUACAGUCCCGACCACUUCUGUCAGCCCAACAGUCACCAGCACUCCGGAUUCUUCACUCGCAGCGGCAGAUGGUCAAAUUACGUUGACGUCAACCUACAUGAGCGGUACUCUGGAAGUCCACAUGAUCCUAGUGGAAGACAUUGUCACGGUGACUGUAUCUGAGACUGCAGCUCCUACAGCGGCGCCACUCAAGCGUCACAUCCACAGACACAGUCAUGGAAACAGACUGGUCUAG
Messenger RNA from Capronia coronata CBS 617.96, 1446 nucleotides. RefSeq lists its product as uncharacterized. The coding region runs from base 1 to 1446 and encodes 481 amino acids. The record is from RefSeq and is a predicted model, not a curated record. Lineage: Eukaryota; Fungi; Ascomycota; Eurotiomycetes; Chaetothyriales; Herpotrichiellaceae. The transcript is spliced from 3 exons.